Molecule: messenger RNA, 3719 nt
Organism: Neogale vison (American mink)
Lineage: Eukaryota; Metazoa; Chordata; Mammalia; Carnivora; Mustelidae
Exons: 5
Coding region: 280-1827 (515 amino acids)
Biological process (GO): positive regulation of cytokine production involved in inflammatory response; positive regulation of canonical NF-kappaB signal transduction; TRIF-dependent toll-like receptor signaling pathway
Molecular function (GO): protein kinase binding
Source: RefSeq, a predicted model, not a curated record
CGCGCUACUUCCGGCCAUCUCAGGCCUUUUCCGCCGGUGCCGUACCGGCCUUAUCUCCGCUCUGUAGGUCGUUCCCGGCGCCAGGCCCCGGUCCCUGCGCACCGCUCGCCGGCACCCAGCGGCUCGCUCCUCCUCCCGAAUCUCUCCGAGGCUCGGAGCGACUCUGCCGUGCGUCUUCGCGGGCCGCCCGGGCCGAGGCCUGCCGCGCGCGGCGAGUCGGCGCCCACCUGACCCCUCGUCCCCCCGCAGCUCCGUUGAGGCCGCCGCCGUCGCCUCGGGAUGCCGGGGCCGGGGUCCGCGCAGCGCUGGACGGCCGCCGCGGGCCGUUGGGGCUGCAGGCUGCUCGCGCUGCUGCUGCUGGUGCCGGGGCCCGGCGGCGCCUCCGAGAUCACCUUCGAGCUGCCGGACAAUGCCAAGCAGUGCUUCUACGAGGACAUCACGCAGGGCACCAAGUGCACCCUCGAGUUCCAGGUGAUUACUGGGGGUCACUAUGAUGUAGACUGUCGACUAGAAGAUCCUGAUGGUAACGUGUUAUACAAAGAGAUGAAGAAACAGUAUGAUAGCUUUACCUUCACAGCCUCCAAAAAUGGGACAUACAAAUUUUGUUUCAGCAAUGAAUUUUCUACUUUCACACACAAAACCGUCUAUUUUGAUUUUCAAGUUGGAGAAGACCCACCUUUGUUUCCUAGUGAGAACCGAGUCAGUGCUCUUACCCAGAUGGAAUCUGCCUGUGUCUCCAUUCACGAAGCUCUAAAGUCUGUCAUUGACUAUCAGACUCACUUCCGUUUGAGAGAAGCUCAAGGCCGAAGCCGAGCAGAAGACCUAAAUACCAGAGUGGCCUACUGGUCCGUAGGAGAAGCCCUCAUUCUCCUGGUGGUCAGCAUAGGGCAGGUGUUUCUCCUGAAAAGCUUUUUCUCCGAUAAAAGAACCACCACAACUCGAAGACCCAGGAGGGUUCUUGGGCCAGGUUGCCGCUGGGCCACGCUCUGCGGGCUCGCGUUCUGGCGCCAACCCUCAAGGACGCGCCAGGCGGACACGGGCACCCCGCCCAACCGGCGGCGCGCGGGUCGCUGUCCUCCUUUCCCUCGGAUAUUGAUGAUGGGUGUCGGGAAGUCUAAAACAGACGCCUGCCCUCUCUCUCUCUCCUUGGGGAAAAGCCCUGGGGUGGAAAAGAGUCAGGGACUCCAGGAGUCAGCUUCCAAGAAACCGGACGACCUCCCCAUGCACGAUCUGGCUGAGCCAAGCCCCACGACCCCGGUCCUGGUGCCCGCUGGGGAGCACAAGGGGGCUGAGGGCCAGGGAGACAUGUUGGAGGGGGAAGAGGAGGAGGAGGAGGAGGAGGAGGAGGUGUUCCUCAAGUUCGUGAUCCUGCAUGCAGAGGACGACACAGAUGAAGCCCUCAGGGUCCAGAACCUGCUGCAGAAUGACUUUGGCAUCAAGCCUGGAAUCAUCUUUGCCGAGAUGCCCUCCGGCCGGCAGCAUCUGCAGAACUUGGACGACGCUGUGAAUGGGUCCGCAUGGACCAUCUUGCUGCUGACCGAGAACUUCCUAAGAGACACCUGGUGCAAGUUCCAGUUCUACACAUCACUCAUGAACUCAGUGAACAGGCAGCACAAGUACAACUCGGUCAUCCCCAUGCGGCCCCUCCACAACCCCCUGCCCCGCGAGAGGACCCCCUUCGCUCUGCGAACCAUCAACGCUCUGGAGGAGGACAGCCGCGGCUUCCCCACCCAAGUCGAGAGAAUCUUUCAGGAGUCCGUGUAUCAGAUCCAGCAGUCUCUGUGGAAGGACACCCGAAGUAGCAUCCGCAGACAGGUCCUCGCCUGAGACGGAGCCCCCAGCACGUGGCUGGCUCUCAUCUGGGAAAGCCGACCCCUCAUCUCCAUAUGAGAAAGCACAUUUCUGGCAAGAAGUUGGCAGAAUUUUACAGAAACACAGGAGCUCAAGCACAAGACGUUUCUGCAGGACAUUGUAUAGACUUUGGAGGUGCUCUUUGAUGCCUUGGAUAAACUUGAGACUGUCCAAGUUUGAGAACAUUCCUCUCACGGUUUUCCUGGUCCACGCAUAUCACAAAGGAUAGCCUUAGUUCAUAGCCCUGGUAUCUGUCCUUGAACACAGACUUCUGUGGGAGACGUUGUACAGAUACAAUGAUGCUUUCAUUUUGUUGGCAAAGGACGUGCAGGAGAGAAGGUCCCCGGGAGACCUGACCACCCUUCCUCAGACAGAAAUGUCACAGCCAGGUUGACUGGUAUCAUCGCCCAGAAAUACAGAGAGCCCGAUGAGAACAUUCAGAACGUUCAGUAUUGAUACUUGCAGAACAAAAAGCCAAUGCGAGAACGGUGGGGCAUUUUACAAGAAUCCAGCCAACUGUGUUCUUUCUGUGGACUUUGGGGAUUUGGAGACAGUGCCUAGCCCUGACUAGCCCCCCAUCUGCUGGCGUUGUUGUUAGGGACGCCGGGGAGCCAUGUUGUGAGGUCCCUGGAGCCUCAAGCUCUUGUGAUGUCAUCUGUAACUAGGGCUUUAUGUGUGGGGCUUCUGAACGGUUCUGUGUCCCUGACUGUGAGUUCUCCUUCGUCUCUCUUAGGACAGCCUUGAGAAAUUCCUCUCACUCCCAGUGCCCUACCAGGAAGUCUUCCUCAGCUCAGUGAUCAGAGUAGCCUGACCACGUGUAUGUAUGCUGUAGGUUAUUCCUAGACUCAGGGUGGAAGCAGGAGACGCAUUCUGUGGCCUCCUCUUCUGUGUCCCACACUCCCAGCACACCACACAGGCCCACAAAGCCCUGUCCCUUACCCUCCUGCCCUCCUGUGCCACCUGUGGCUGAAGGAGAGCCAUCAGGUAUGGAUGGGAGAUGGGAUGGGGCGGGAGUCACACCAAGUAGCUAGGAAAGCGCCCAUUAGGGGACCAGGAGACCUGGUUCCAGUCUUGUCUCUGCCUCCAAGGCUGAAUGUGACCUUCGCCUCCUUUCUCUGUGAAAUGAAAGGCUUGAAUUGAUGGAGCUCUAAAGGACCUUUGUCCUCUCUCAGAAUGUGAACAAGUAGGAACCAGAAAAGGGAACAAGCAAAUAAUAAUAAUAAUAAUUUUGUAGUGUGAUGUGUAAUAAGUUUCAGGAGGUGUGAGAUCAGCUCCCAAUGAAAGGAAACGCUAAUGUGUUUACAGCAUAAUUGAUUUCUGAUGCUAUCUGUUACACUUUAAUAGUCCCAAGAGAAUUACAAUACUUGCCUCCUCAGAUUCUUUUAAAAUACAUUUUUUUGUAGGGACUGUUGAGCAAAGAUGAUCUGCCUGAUUUUUCUUUCCCCUUAUCCUCACUUCUGCGUGUCUCCUGGCACUGGGGUCUGCUCACAUCUUUCUCCAUCCACCUCUCCAUAGCCAUCACCAAAUGUUCCAUGAGGAACUUUUCCCAUAAUCCUGCAAGUAAGUUAAACCUCCUCCUUCACUAGUACUCCUUGAAGAAGAGAUCGUUUUCAUCGUGCCAGGGACAAUUUUCUUAAAGCCCCUUUCUGUCAUAGUUGCUUACUACUUAUUUUUCUUUCUCAGUUUUAAUGGUGUUCUUUUUUUCCCUCUGUGGUCUGUCUCCAAUUUCAUACAGUAAAACAGCAUUAACCCACCCUUUCUGCUUAUUACCAAAGCGGGAGCUAUGGGCGCUGGGUGGUUUUUUUUAAUAUAUGUGCUGCUGAAAUGGGCCCUCGAUGGUGUUUUUUAAAUAAAUGUUUUUACUCAUU